AUGGGUAUCGAGUUUGACAUCAUAAAACCUUCUAAAGCCCUUCAUAGAAUUUAUCACUUGGAUAGUAGCCCCCAAGUCAAGAACCCACACAUCUGCCUCCUCGUUGACAAUCAAAGUCUCAUGGACCUCGCAAGCUCUCUGUUUCCUUGGUCUUCCAUUGGUAUUAGCUUGAAGCUUACCGGUAUUGGGCUUAAGAGCAAAAUGAGGGUUUUGUGGAGGAGGAGGAUACCUACGAAACUUUUAGAGGGCUCCCCAUUUUGUAGAGAAAAUGAAAGAGUGGCCCUCUUAGAUUUCAAAGCUUCUAAUUCCAACCCAAAUGCUACAUUGAAGGUCCAAAUCGAUUCAGGGAAGGGGUUGAAUUGUUGCACAUCUAAUGGUGUGAGUCUCAGAGUAGAUACGAUACCUUGGAAAGAUAGUAUUGAAAAAGCGCCCUUUAUGUCCUUCACAAAGGAAGGGAAGCCUCCAAUCGCCAUGAACGUCAAAAAUGCUGCCACAAACAUGAGCAUGGACUCUGUAAUGCUGAAUGCCUCUUCCUUAACUAGACUCAGCCAGCUGCAACAUUUGCAACUGAGGUUCUUUGCUGGUGUGUUGCCCAUAAAAGAGCUCUCAAAGCUAAAGAACCUGAGUGAGCUAAUCUUGGUUUCCAAUGAAUUUAGUGGAGGAAUUCCUGAGGAGGUGGGUUUGCUCUCUUCCCUUAAGAAACUUGAUCUAAGGAAUCACCAUCAAGGACCCAUCCCGGCAUCCAUUGGUGGCCUAACAUUUUUGGUUGAGCUGGAUUUGUCUUACAAUGAUCUCAAUGGAAGAAUUCUAGAGGAAGUGGGUUUGCUCUCUUCCCUUCAAAAGCUUUAUCUAGAUGGGAAUCGGCUUCAAGGACGCAUACCAUCAACUUUGGGUAACUUGUCCCGUCUCAAUGUUCUACAACUAUAUGGGAAUCAACUUUCCUGUAGCAUACCGGAAUCUCUUGGCAGCCUAUUAUCAUUGGAACGGCUUGACAUCGGCGAAAAUAAACUUGAAGGGAGCAUACCAUCAACUCUGAAUAACUUGUCCCGUCUCAAUGUUCUACAACUAUAUGGGAAUCAACUUUCAGGUAGCAUACUGGAAUCUCUUGGCAGCCUAUUAUCAUUGGAAUCGCUUGACCCCCAUGAAAAUAAACUUGAAGGGAGCAUACCAUCAACUCUGGGUAACUUGUCCCGUCUCAAUGGUCUAGAACUAUAUGGGAAUCAACUUUCCGAUAGCAUACCGGAAUCUCUUGGCAGCCUAUUAUCAUUGGAACGGCUUGAGCUCGACAAAAAUGAACUUUAA
Molecule: messenger RNA, 1302 nt
Organism: Amborella trichopoda
Lineage: Eukaryota; Viridiplantae; Streptophyta; Magnoliopsida; Amborellales; Amborellaceae
Molecular function (GO): protein binding
Source: RefSeq, a predicted model, not a curated record